Molecule: messenger RNA, 4962 nt
Organism: Python bivittatus (Burmese python)
Lineage: Eukaryota; Metazoa; Chordata; Lepidosauria; Squamata; Pythonidae
Gene: ADGRD1
Product: adhesion G protein-coupled receptor D1
Biological process (GO): cell surface receptor signaling pathway; adenylate cyclase-activating G protein-coupled receptor signaling pathway
Cellular component (GO): plasma membrane
Molecular function (GO): G protein-coupled receptor activity
Source: RefSeq, a predicted model, not a curated record
GCAACUUCUCUUCACAAAAUCCUUCCCCCGCUUCCCCAAAUGAAAGAAAUAUUUAAAAUCUUUACGGCUUAAAGGCAGCUCCCUUUAAAAAAAAAAAAAAAGUAAGCCAAAUUCCAUUUCCACCCACUGACAUCUGAUAAAACGAAGACAAAUCUAAAAAGGGAACGAAGUUGGAGGAAGUUGGAGAAAACAAACUUGCAUCUCUUAUCAUCCCGAGUUUAUUCACCUUUUUUUUUUUUUACUUACCAACUAUUCCUCCUCCCUCUCUUUGCUGGAAUGUCUUUAUCAGCCAUGAAAGGACUCCACCUCUCAAAACCUUAAUUCUUGGACAUCAGGAAAAAGUUUUUUCCCCCCCCCCCUUCCUUCCCACAAACCAAUCAAUGGAACGGGUUUGCUGUACGGAUGAUUAGAGAAUACAUUCUUUAAAAAGAAGACAAGGUGAUGAUGGAGAACUGGUGGUUUUAUUAUUAAUGUUAUUAUUAUCACCGUGAUCUGAGAUCUCAUCGGAGACUUGGCUUUAUCCUUUGCAACAAGAGAAGGACUCAUGGCAAAUUGGCUGGAGCGACUUUGUUAUCUCUUUUUGUGGAUUUUAUUUCAGGUAUACAGAAUUCAUACCUGGCUGCAGAAACACCCUGGUUUCGAUGUUCUCACCCAAGCAUCGCAUUAUUGGCCUCUGGAGGCUGUGGAAGGAAUCCAUGAAUUACAGGACAUGAAUGGAGUGCUAAGAUCCCACAACUUCACUGUGCUUCAUUACCAUAAUUCUACUUUUGUUUAUACCAAUGAUUCCGCCUAUUCUAACUUCUCUGCGACUGUAGAUAUUGUAGAAGGCAUUGUAAACAAAGGCAUCUAUAUUCCGGAUGGCAAGGGAGUAACGUUUCUCCUUUUUGGAAACUAUCAAAACUCUUGCAUUAUUAACCCAGAAUUGUGUGAGCCUGAAGGUGUGACCUUCUCCUUUUUCUGGAAGACUCAAGGGUAUCAACUAAAGCCUGCCCCAGCAUAUGGGGAUCAAGUCCUAUCUAAUGGAUUUAAAGUCUACUUCGGUGAACACAAAGGCUCUGUAGAACUCUUUAACCGUCACAUUUCCAAGAAGUGGGCAGCAACUUUCAUUUCACCAGGUCCCCACUGGACUCAUGUCCUGUUUACCUGGAAAUCUGAAGAUGGUCUGAAAGUCUACAUCAAUGGGACUUUGAACGACGUUGAUGCCUAUGGGAAACAUUUCUACAAUUAUGGUGACUCCAAUUCCAAUAUGCUGAUGGGCUCAGAAGGCAGCCAAGGAAAACGCUACAUCCAUGGAGCUUUUGAUGAAUUCAUCAUAUGGGAAAGAGUGCUGACACCAAAGGAGAUUGAACAGUAUUUUACAGCUGCUGUUGGUGACCAGUCUUUGCUUGCUUCAACAGCUCCAUGGGGAUGGCAAACAACUGCCACGCUUCCCGUGAUCUCAAGAAAUGCCUACCAAUCCACCAUAAUUAGUCUCACAGAGGGAAAACGCCAUGUCCAGUACCCACCUGCCACGUUGGACUAUUUGAAAAACAUUUCAUACGCCUUGCCUAAUGAAUCUCUCACAGCAAAUAUUGCAUACAAUCUUACUGAGAUUUUCUUUAAAUCUGUGGAAGGAGUUCUUAUGCUACCUGGUUGGAUUGACAUGACCCAGACAGCAUCCCUUGCUGGAGGGCUGGUGUCCACCAUCGACAAUGUGAUAUUUCACGUCGCCCACAACCUAGGAGGAAGCCCUUCGACCAUAACUGUCCAAGGCACCUCACCCGUGGCAGAUUACUCCCUGGUUAAAAUACCUCCUCAGUUCCUGAAUGUACCUCAAUAUCGCUUCCCGUUACAAGGACAGAGUUACAUUUCCAUCCCUGGAGAAUCUUUCCAAUAUACAGCCUGGAUUACAGUCGUGGGUCUCUUCUACCACUCUAUGCACCAGUACUUCCAUAGCAUCAAACCGACGGACACCAACAUUCCUGAAGCCGCUGCCUGCAAGGAGUGUAUGAUUUUUGCUACUAGCUACAUCAUCUCUUUGAAAAUGGAGCCACCCCCAACCCUGUCUCACAAUCUGUCAGGUUCUCCCCUCAUCACCAUCCAUAUGAAGCACCGACUGGCUCCACUCCAGUAUAGCCAAGCUGUGAACCAAAGCAAUGAAGUGAAACUGUACUGUGCCUUUCUGGAUUACAGAAGCGGAAAUGGUGUUUGGUCCAAUGAAGGCUGCGUGCGCGAUGGGGGCGACCUCAAUUAUUCUGUCUGCCUGUGCAACCACCUCACCAACUUCGCCAUUUUGAUGCAAGUAGUGCCACUACAAUUAACAAACAGACAGAAGGUGGCAUUGUCUUCUAUCAGUUACAUAGGAUGUUCCAUCUCCAUCUUCUGCUUGACUAUCACUCUGGUCACGUUUGCAAUUCUGUCCUCUGUCAGUACCAUCCGUAACCAGCGUUAUCACAUACACGCCAAUCUUUCCUUUGCUGUCUUGGUUGCUCAGAUCUUGCUCCUUAUCAGCUUCCAGUUUGACCCUGGGACGAUCCCCUGCAAAAUCUUGGCAAUUCUCCUUCACUUCUUUUUCCUGAGCACCUUUGCUUGGAUGCUGGUGGAAGGGUUCCAUCUCUACAGCAUGGUGAUCAAAGUGUUUGGAUCUGAAGAGAGCAAGCUCUUGUACUACUAUGGCAUUGGAUGGGGUUGCCCACUCCUGAUCUGUGUCAUUUCCACAACUACAACUGUGGAAAGCUAUGGAGAACACAACAACUGUUGGCUUUCCUUGGACAGUGGUGCGAUCUGGGCUUUCGUGGCCCCAGCUCUGUUCAUUAUUGUGGUUAAUAUCUGUAUCCUCAUUGCCGUGACCAGAGUAAUUUCAAGAAUAAGUGCUGAAAAUUAUAAGGUGCAUGGAGAGGCCAAUGCAUUCAAAUUGACAGCUAAAGCAGUUGCUGUUCUACUCCCUAUCUUGGGAACUUCAUGGAUCUUUGGAGUCCUGGCAGUGAAUGACCAUACGUUGGUGUUUCAGUACAUGUUUGCAAUAUUUAACUCGUUGCAGGGGUUCUUCAUCUUUCUGUUCCACUGCCUCCUGAACUCAGAGGUCAGAGCUGCCUUUAAACACAAAACGAAGGUGUGGUCACUCACAAGCAGUUCCACCCGCAACAUCAAUGUGAAACCGUUCAAUUCUGAUAUUGUAACAGGGACCAGGCCUGCAACAACUCCAACAAAACUCAACACUUCUGACAAGAGCAGUCAUUUUGGCAACAGGAUCGAUCUCUCUGCUGUCUGACAUCUACCCUUGUUGGCCCUUCCUUCUGAUAGCCAGGCAAGCCGUGUCCUCAGGAUCUUUGAUUCAUUGCCUGUCUACUUAUUACUUUCGGAGAAUUUGUGCCCGUAAUUCCUCCCUGCUAAAUUGAGGAGGGAGAGAAUUGCCCAUUGGACUGAAUCAAUACUUCCAGCUUUUCUGGGCUUGGUGUGACCUCCUCUUGGCUGGGAGGGCUAGCUAUGGAAUAGCCAAGUGGCAUUUUACACUGGAUGGUCCUCUAAGCACUGGCAUGGUUUGCUCCCCUGAUGAAGCUGAGGAAGAUUCAUGGGGAAGAGCACUACAAUAUGAUCUCUGGAUCUGCAAAGCUAAAUUUUCUCAUGACGCUAACAUUGAGGGACUCUUGACCAGCUCUGCAUACACCAUUUGCAUUAGAUAGUUGAAGGAUAUAAAGGAGAAGCUAUGUCAGGAAACCUCUGGUCACAAGGCUCUGCAUUUGAAGUCUAACAUCGCAGAGGAAAGACAACUGGGAUCACAUCCUGUUUUCUGAGCUUGGCCUGGAGACCAACAGAAAUAGCAGAUGUUGUAUUUGUGCACCAAGUACAUCUGCUUGGUGGUUCCCAAGAACAUGCUAACACUGGUGGUGAUGGACACCCACAGCUUCAUUUCCUUGGAGGAGGUCUUCAUCUCAUCUGGAGGAAACACUUGUACUGGACCGUCCUAUCUUCCCAGAUGAGGCUCCGUGACUCUGCCAAGUACUGUUUGUAGACCAAACUGAUCUCUUCUUUGUUGAAAAUCACAGGAGCUUCGCUGUCCAUCUUGCCAGACAGAACAAAGCUUGAAUGUCAAACAGGAGCAUUCCCCCAAAAGCAAAAUGAAAUUAAAAAGACAAACAAACCCACCUCCGUAGAAAUGAACAACAAGGCAGAAAAAUUACUAUGAAGUGUCAGCCAGAUUGCAGCUGGGAUUGGGUGAUUAUCCACGGAUGUCAUUUUAAUUUUUUUAUUCCUUUUUCCCGAUAAGUAAAUGUUUGGUUUUUCCAGCAGUGAAGCGAUGUUGUACCUUUUGAAAAGAAAAGCAACACUUGAUUAAUUCGACAAAGGUCUCCCCGCCUUCCUUUAUGGAUUUUCCUAGUAUGGUUCCAUGGCUGAUCAAGUUCCAGACACUUCCUAAAUAUAGUGUAUCUUGGCGGUCUUAAGAACUAGAAGCUUGCUUUUUAAAAGGUGGAAGCCAAUAGGCUUGCUACCUACCGUGCACGGGACAAAAGAGAGAAGGUCAUUGCUAGAUGGAAGUUCAUGCUUUUCAUGCUAAUUCAAAGCCCAACAUGUCCAGAUGAAGCUAGAAAGGUGUUGCCUGACAGCCUGGAAAUACAUUAUCAGUCAUUGUAGAAAAUGGGCCAACCUGGUUGUCUAUCCAAUUUGCUCUUGGAAAGUUGGUCUUCUAUUAUCCAAGAGCUGGCAAUGAAAGGUAGGGGAGAAAGAGGCUAAACCAGAUCAGGACCUGGGUGUGCCAUGCUCCAGGCACAAUGCUGAUGAGAAAUGCACUCCUUCCUAUCAUGGAGUCUCCAUUUCCCACAGCUCCAUAGUCCCAUAUCCUCCUGCCCUCCCUUGAUUUCUUGAUUUUCAUGGAAUGCAGAAGUUAUGCCUUGAUGUGAUCCCACCUUCAGUUAUGCCUUGAUGUGAUCCCACCUUCAGUUAUGCCUUGAUGUGAUCCCACCUUCAGUUAUGCCUUGAUGUGAU